AUGGCAAUGGUAAUCGAUGAAUGCGAUGAAAACUACGAAGAAAUACUGCAGCAAUGCAUAAAUUCCCAGAAAGAAUUGCAAAAAGAAAUAACUGACUUGUUAGGUGUGACUGUUUCUGAAAAAGGUCUACUACGUGCUGCAGUGAGAUGUUUGCCUUGUACAUGUGAUUCGAUUGACUCGUAUGGGUUUGUAGAACUUCAACAAGAGAGAACAAAGCUAACUCGUGAUGUUAUACAACUAUCUAUCAAUCUUGCAUCAAGACAAGGCCAUGUCGAUUUCGGAGAUUGUUGUAUGAUGUGUCGGUUGAAGGGUGUGCUCAGUAGUAUAUUAUACCCAAAUAAGUUUAUUGUAGAAGCUAAAGUUGAUGGUGAUAAAUGUCAUCUAAAAGAUAUUAAUGAUAAAACAUACGAAGCCAACUGCAUUGGAGAUGACUAAUUAGAAAAGCAUUAUUUAUAUAUUAAAAAGUAUUCACCUGCUUCUAAGUUGUUAUAAUUUAGACCA
Messenger RNA from Adelges cooleyi (spruce gall adelgid), 501 nucleotides. RefSeq lists its product as uncharacterized. The record is from RefSeq and is a predicted model, not a curated record. NCBI's taxonomy places the organism in Eukaryota, Metazoa, Arthropoda, Insecta, Hemiptera, Adelgidae. The coding region runs from base 1 to 435 and encodes 144 amino acids. The transcript has 6 exons.